AUGAAGGUCUGGUUCGUUACUGGAGCUUCUCGCGGGUUGGGCCAUUCUCUUGUCGAGGCCAUACUCGAAAAUGGCGACUCAGUUGUCGCGACUGCAAGAGAUCCGCAACAACUCAGUCAUUUCGAGAAAACGUACGAAAAAGCACAUGUUUUGCUGGCAGGCUUGGAUGUCACAAAUUCAAGCAAUGCUCUCGAGGUUGUACAGCAAGCUUACGACAAAUUUGGCCGAAUCGACGUUGUUGUUAAUAAUGCUGGUUACGCGGACUGCGCUUCUAUCGAAGACAUGACCCUAGAAUCAUUCCGAGCGCAGAUAGAGACGAACUUCUUUGGAGUUGUCAAUGUCACCAAAGCUGUGCUACCACUCUUGCGGGAGCAAGGUUUCGGUCACAUCCUCCAAGUAUCUUCAGUAGGGGGGAGACUUGGAUCACCUGGGCUUGGAGCUUACCAGAGCGCCAAAUGGGCUGUUGGAGGAUUCUCGACAGUCUUAUCGAACGAGGUUGCACCACUCGGUAUCAAAGUCACAGUCCUUGAGCCAGGUGGAAUCAAGACAGAUUGGGCGGGCUCGUCGAUGGGCCAUGGGCAUAUCAGCGAGGCCUAUGAGAAGACGGUCGGAGUCAUGAAAGAAGCAAGGGAACGAGCUUUCGACGACUGGUCUGAACCGUCAUCCAUUGCCAGGGCUAUCAUGCACAUUGCUGAAGUUGAACAGCCGCCGUUACGUGUGCUACUGGGGCCAGACACGAUUCAACAUGCCGCAGCAGCCGCUGAGGCGCUGACGGCUUCAGAUAAGAAGUGGGAACAUGUUACAAGGCUGUCAUUCUGA
Colletotrichum siamense is the source of this 819-nucleotide messenger RNA. RefSeq names its product Oxidoreductase BOA17. The record is from RefSeq and is a predicted model, not a curated record. Bases 1 to 819 code for a protein of 272 amino acids. NCBI's taxonomy places the organism in Eukaryota, Fungi, Ascomycota, Sordariomycetes, Glomerellales, Glomerellaceae. The transcript has a single exon.